AUGUCGCUGGUGGCGGCGCUGCAGACCGGGGGAGAAAUGGCCAGGCGCGGAGGUCGUGCCCUCCUCGGAAAGGAGCUCCAAGCCCGCAUGUGCUCCUGCUGGGCUCCCGCUACUCCGCCUGCCACCAGCCACGGCGGGGAAGCCUAUGCACCGAGCAGCUGCAAGGCUGGUUGCCCUGGGUUCAGCAGCGACUCCUGCCAGCCCGUUGGCUGGUGCAGGCAGCCAGGGGCUAUUCUGUCUCGGUUUUCUCGCAGGCGGUGGGGCGUGGGCACCACCCUGGUGCCCUCGGGGCACGGUUACAGCUGCCGGAUAUCGAAAGCUUGCAUGCAUCAACUCAGACCGUGCCAGGGACUUGGUGCUUGCCUGGCCCUCCCACGCUGUUGGUACCAGGGUGUUGACACCUUUAUGAGCCGAAAGGGUCCGUGUCAGACCUUUUGCAGCAGCUUAGCCCACCCAAGCUCUACUUGCCAGUCUCAUAGUGCCACUCUCAGGUCACCUUGGCCUAUGAAGAUCCUGUUAAGGACAUACAGCCAGUCAGUCACUGGGCAACAUUGUGCCAGUCUACCUUGGUGGCCCAAGCAGCCGGCUUCUUCCCUUGUCCCCGCUCCAAGAGUGGGCAAGCAUAGUUACCAUGCCAGUCGCCCAGCAGGUACUGAGUGCCACGUGGUGGAUCUGCGCAGUGACACUGUGACUCAGCCGAGCCCCGAGAUGAGGCAAGCUAUGGCCCAGGCAGAGGUGGGGGAUGAUGACUACGGGGAGGACCCCACGGUCAAUGGUGAGUCUGGGUGAAAAGGGGCAUCCCUGGGGCUGUAAGGCUCUGCAAAGGGCUCCAUGCUGCCACAGGCUAGGGUACAGCUGUGCCUAAUGCUGUGAAGCAAGGCUGCUCAUUUUCAAGACCCAGCUGUAAAAGCAAUGGCACUGUGAAUGCCAGAUAUUUAUUUUUGUUAUUUGUUCUUCUUAUUAAAUUGGUAUACUGCCCUUCAUGGGAUGCGGGUGGUGCUGUGGGUUAAACCACAGAGCCUAGACUUGCUGAUCAGAAGGUCAGCAGUUCGAAUCCCCAUGACGGGGUGAGCUCCCGUUGCUCGGUCCCUGCUCCUGCCAACCUAGCAGUUCGAAAGCACGAAGUGCAAGUAGAUAAAUAGGUACCGCUCCGGCGGGAAGGUAAACAGCAUUUCCGUGCGCUGCUCUGGUUCGCCAGAAGAGGCUUAGUCAUGCUGGCCACAUGACCCGGAAGCUGUACGCUGGCUCCCUCGGCCGAUAAAGCGAGAUGAGUGCCGCAACCCCAGAGUCGGUCACGACUGGACCUAACGGUCAGGGGUCCCUUUACCUUUAUACUGCCCUUCAUCCAAAGAUCACAGGGCGAUUCACAACAUAAAAAUGCAAUACCUUCCAGGGAAAAUGUUGCCUUUGGAGGGGAGCAGAUGGAAAGAGCCGCCCUGAAUAUUUUAUGGAAAGACAGGUUCUACACCUGGAUUUUGUUUAUUGUCAUAUAAUAUAUAGUUUCCUGUGGCUUUAAGGGCCAAUGUUGGCUGCUGGGUUUCUGUCUCCAUGAAGAAUUAAUCUAAGCUCCAUGGGUGAUUUUAACGUGCCUAGUCUGCAAAUGCUUGUGCCAUAAUAAAAUCGUUAGCCUUUGAAGUGUCACAAGUCAUUUUGCUGUUGUUUUUAAGAGAUUACCCCUCUGGAAAUUGCCCCAAACUUGUCUGAAAGGAGCUUGUUCAUGGGAAUAAUAUUCAGUCCACUUACGUUUUGCUUAUAUUACUGGCUGAAAUAUUUGGGGGUGUAUGUAAAAUAAACCCAUUGCCAAAACGUGAUGCUGAUCAUUAUAUAUAUAUUUUUUUAAAAGCCAAGAGAGACUUCAGCAACCUGGAGUAGGAGGUGUUAAAACUCAAAUAUCCUGAUUCUGUGAACAGGCUCACAGUUGUGAACUUCUGACAUCACACCCACCCCUUGCACUAUCUGAAACUCGAGGGUGGCAUCUUCUUGUCCUUGUGUUCUUAUUUCCCCCUUCAGAACUGCAGAGAGUAGUGGCUGAUCUCCUUGGAAUGGAAGGGGCCUUGUUUGUUCCCACAGCCACCAUGGCAAACCUCAUUGCUGGUAAGUCUCAUAAGAAGCAAUCGGAGCUGAUUCCCCUUGCAGCCCCUCGUACCACCUUCCAUCCUGUUCUGGAAGGUCCCCCAACGCUUUAGAGUUGAUUGGGUGGGGGCGGUGCCAUGGUGAUCUCCGCUUCUCCCAUUGGCAGAUGCCUCCACUGGAUCAGAGCCCUUAUUUACACCAGGCAUAUAAAUACAUAUGUGCUCUGCCUAUAACUUUAAUGCCCUCUGUUUUAUUAUUAUGUAAUUAAACCACAGAGCCUAGGACUUGCCGAUCAGAAGGUCGGCGGUUCGAAUCCCCGCAACGGGGUGAGCUCCCAUUGCUUGGUCCCUGCUCCUGCCCACCUAGCAGUUCGAAAGCACGUCAAAGUACAAGUAGAUAAAUAGGUACCACUCCGGCAGGAAGGUAAAUGGCGUUUCCAUGCACUGCUCUGGUUCGCCAGAAGCGGCUUAGUCAUGCUGGCCAUAUGACCCGGAAGCUGUAAGUCGGCUCCCUUAGCCAAUAAAGCGAGAUGAGAGUCGCAACCCCAGAGUCGGUCACGACUGGACCUAAUGGUCAGGGGUCCCUUUACCUUUACCUAAGUCUCCUUGUAAGGGCUAUGCCCUAAGACUCAGUCAUAAAAAACCCACAAAUAGCCCCACCUACCCCUGAAUGAAGCAAUCAGGAGGGAGAGUUUCAUUUUGGGAAUUGUUCUAGUUCUGUUUUUAUUAUUUCUGUUAUUGCUGUAUUUUUCACCCCAAAGGAUGCACUGCCCUAUAGGACGCACCUAGUUUUUUGGGGGGGAAAUAAAGGGAAAAAAAUUAUCUCCCCCCCAGGCAUGGGGCUGGCGUGGGGGAAGCCCAGAACAGCCUGCUAUCCGCAAGCCUAGGGAGCCGCGCCGGUCUCCCCAGGCUUGCAGAGAGCUGCACGAAGCCCGGGCGUGCUCUUCAGCUCACCCGAGGCUUCGGAAUGCAGGCAGCUCUGCGCAACCCUCCGGAGCCCAGCGCGGCUUGGCGCCAGUCACCUUUUCUUUUCUUAGCCUAACCUACCUCGCAUGGUUGUUGUUAGGAUGAAAUAGGGAGGAGAACCACGUACACCACCUUGAGCCUGUGGGUCAGGGAUGAUGGGAGUUGUAGUUCAACACCUUCUGGAGGGCCACAGGGUUACCAGCAUUGAUGGCAGUACAGCACCAUCAAUGUACAAGAAAAAUGUACACCAUCAACCCCCUGCCUAAGAGGCUUUCUCUAGCCUUAGAAUUACUAGGCAAAACAUUUUUGACUGUGAGCUGAGAGCUCCUAACUGCUGCACUCUUAAAAGGUGCUGGAGAAAUUGGAAUAAGCGUUACUGACUGCUUCAGCUCCGGGAUCUCCUAGCAGUGAUGAAAGCAGCAGCGAAGCAGGCAGCUUGGUUAGCUCAGUUGGUUAGAGCAUGGUGCUGAUAGUUGCUAAGGUUGCAGGUUCGAGCCCUGUAUGGGACAGCUGCAUAUUUCUGAAUUGCAGUGGGUUGGACCUGAGGGUCCGUUCCAACUCUGUUGUCGUUAGUCGUGUCCGACUCUUCGUGACCCCAUGGACCAGAGCACGCCAGGCACUCCUGUCUUCCACUGCCUCCUGCAGUUUGGUCAAACUCAUGCUGGUAGCUUCGAGAACACUAUCCAACCAUCUCGUCCUCUGUCGUCCCCUUCUCCUUGUGCUCUCCAUCUUUCCCAACAUCAGGGUCUUUUCCAGGAGUCUUCUCUUCUCAUGAGGUGGCCAAAGUAUUGGAGCCUCAGCUUCAGGACCUGUCCUUCCAGUGAGCACUCAGGGCUGAUUUCCUUCAGAAUGGAUAGGUUUGAUCUUCUUGCAGUCCAUGGGACUCUCAAGAGUCUCCUCCAGCACCAUAAUUCAAAAGCAUCAGUUCUUCGGCGAUCAGCCUUCUUUAUGGUCCAGCUCUCACUUCCGUACCUCACUACUGGGAAAACCAUAGCUUUAACUAUACGGACCUUUGUUGGCAAGGUGAUGUCUCUGCUUUUUAAGAUGCUGUCUGGGUUUGUCGUUGCUUUUCUCCCAAGAAGCAGGCGUCUUUUAAUUUCGUGUCUGCUGUCACCAUCUGCAGUGAUCACGGAGCCCAAGAAAGUACAACUCUACUUUAUAUAGUUGUGGAGAGGAUCACUAUGACAGAUUAAUCCUCAUUUUCUCUUGCCAUCUCACUCUUAGUUCCGUGUUUCCCCUAUCCCCACUAUAGACCCCCCCAGUUCUCACCCUUGUCCUCUCUUACCAUAGUCAUGUGCCACUGUCGCCAGCGAGGGGCGCAGCUCAUGCUUGGGAGGGAAUCCCACAUCCAUGUGUUUGAGCACGGAGGGAUUGCACAGGUAAGUGAUGCUGGGAGUUGACCCUGAAGCACUGGCCAUCACCUAAGCCCACUGUGCCUCUUUCUACCCAUAUUCCAUCUCAUAAACGAGGAACCAGAGAAAUGGCAAAGGUCAUGUACUUACAGCUGCUGAGCCAAAUGUGGUCACAGUCUCGCAAAGGGGCCAUGGGGACGCAGCUGUCUAGGGCUUUACUCAAACCUUGGCCAGAGGAGUGAGAAGCCUGGUGAUGUGCUUCCCUCUAGUGGCCAUUAGCACAAGCUGCCUCCUCUUCUCCUUGGGUAGUAACAGUUCCAGACUUCAUGCACAAGUUUCUCUGUGCUCAGCUCAAAAUAACAUUGUGUGAAGAUUGUUCCAUUACUAAAGGACCAAAUAGGAAAUUGUCUUCCCCUUUCGUUCUAAUGAUUUGCCUUGUUACCUCCUAUGAUGUUUUGUUUUUUUUAGCUGACCCCCCAGAAUGCUUGCAUGUUAUGCCUGCAAAUACCUUCUCAGAACAGUCUUUUCCACUAAGCUUUUGAAACGAACUCACUGAUCCAAUGUUGAGAAUUGGAGAGUAUAAGCACCCCGUGUCUUAGUCUUAGAGCCCUGGAUUUUCUCUGCUGGUAAUUUAAAAGGAGCUGGAACCCUGGGCACAGGAGAUUAAGCUAGGUGAUGUUGAUUCCUUCUAGGUAUGGGAUAUUUAUUGACUCCUCAUGCCUCGCCACCCACCGACAGAUGCUUUAGUGAUUUGUCCCUUUGUUAUAUUUUGCAACGCUUCCAUUGCUGCAAUGCUAGUGCAUGGGUUUUGAAUUCAAUUGAUCCAACCAAGGGAUUUCCCCCUUGUGAGUAGAAAGCUAUUUGCGGUCCUUGCAUGAAUCAGUAUUUACAGGAAGCUGCCUUGGGGAUUCUAACACUUUCUGCAUUAUCAGCAGGUUGCCCCAUUUUCUGUUCUUCCAUAUGCUUAGCACGGGUUGCUGUGUGUCUCUGGCACUCAGAUCCUGAAUCAGUGGUCCCAAUGACCGCAGCAGGACUAAAAUAUAUUUAAUGCAUUUUAGAACCUAGAUGCAAGACUAACAUGCUAUGACUUCUGCCUUUAGAUAUGAGCACAACACAAAAUCUGCAAAGCAACAUUUUGGGUUGAGGUUGCUUCCACCUCCAAAACUACUACUUCUGUGUAUUAAUCCAUUUAAAUAAGCCCAAACUCCAGCCCUCCUAACUUUCCAAAAGAGUUAUUGGCAGCACUUGCCUCUGCCUCCUAUCAGCUCCCCCCAUAAGUCUCCUACCCACCUAGGCAGCCCAAACACAACCUCUCUGCCUUACAGUGCAAGGCUAGGCUUGUUUGCUCUGAAUUAAGCCCCGCCUUGUUCAAUGGGGAUAUAAUUGCAGCUUUCGUUUUGCUUGAUUAGGAAGCAUCAGGAUUUUUCUUGACCAAAGAACCUUCUCAAAGGUUCUGAAGUGUCUGUUCCCUACUGUGAUAAGAAUUUUAAGGUCUUAGAUAUAUAAUAAAUGUUUAUAAAUGUACCAGCCAAGCAUGUACAUAGAUCAGUGCAGGAAGACCGACCUGAAACCAUUUUUGAUUCCCAAACUGACCAAAUGUUUUGUCUGCAAGGUCAAAGGAAAAUGGAAAAGCCUCCCCAUUGACUUUUCCUUCACAAAUUCUGUCUUAAGGGUAUGUCUGUGUUUGAAUAGGAUGAGCCUGUGACCUGGUUCAGGAACUAAAUAUUUAUCAUUACAAAAGACUGGCCAGGCUCCUCAGGGUAUCCAAUCAAGUGAGCAUUAACAGGGAACCUGUCAGAUGAGAUAAACAACACACUCAGAUUUCUGCUGUAGACUGCUUUUUCUGUGAUGUAUGUAUGAUGUAUGGAGGGGUGGUCUUGAGCUCCAGGGUAGGGAAUUUAAAAUGUCUAUAAAAGGGCAGGCACACUUUUGUUCUGGAUUCCUCCUCCCUUCCUGCAUGUGAGGGGAGCACCCUGUUGCAACAGAUCAAUAAAGAUCAGGCUUACUAGCUGCUUUGCUUCUCAGUAUUCUCUGGUUGGCCUCUGUUAUUCUCUCCUACCAAUAGGGAACCUACGUAAGGACUCUAAAUGAGCUCUUGGAUACCCCAUAAGGGAAAAGGGCAGAUUUUUGUUUACAGCACUACAAGACCAGAUGGCUUCACUAUCACAAACAGCCAGGGGCCGUGGCUCAUUCGGAGAGGUUGCAUAUGUGCUUGUGCCUUUCCAUAAAGAACUUGGUUUUCAACCCAACUGGGUACCACAUAUUCACAUUCGCCACAAACAGCAUCAAAGUUAAUGUAAAAGCUUUUAUCAGCAUGAGGCAUUUAUCAUGUACAGGCUUCGCCUGAGGCCACCCACCCACUUUGUUCUCACCCAGGUGGCGGGAGUCCAUUCAGAGGCACUACAGGACCUGCCCAACGGGACCAUCAAUCUGGAUGAACUGGAGCAGAAGAUCCAGCGGGCCCACCAAAGCCAGUACCACCCCCGCCCUGAGCUCAUUUGCCUCGAGAACACGCACAGCUCGGCCGGGGGAAGGGUGCUGCCCCUUAAGUACCUGCAAGAGGUGAGUACCAUGAGUCAUUCAUCCAGACUCAACCCAACAGACUGGGAGAGCCUGGAUAGCUCAGCAGGUUAGAGCAUGGUGCUGAUGAUGCCAAGGUUGCAGGUUCAGUCCCCGUAUAGGACAGCUGCGUAUUCCUGCAUUGCAGGGGGCUGGAGACGAGACGAUCCUCACUGUCCCUUUCAACCCUACGAUUCUGUGACUAUUUCAGAAAAUUCAAUAGUCUUUUCGUUGUGGUGGGUAUUGUGAGCAAUAGUGGCUGUAGUAGGAGGAAUAACAUUUUAUUCAUUCAAGUACUUUCAGUGUUUGUAUUUAUUUAUCAAUAUUUUAAUAGUUGUGUUUAUUUAUACAAUAAAUAAAACUUUUUUUAAAAAAAAUCUUGCAGUGUAUCUCGACUCCACCCAAAAUGCAUGCAUGUGUAGUGGAGGGUGGAGGGUUUCCCCACCCCACCCCCACUUUUCACCUUAAUCCACACUUCCGGGAUGCUUACUGUUGGCUUCCCCAACCCUUAUCUCGUUUCCUUCUCCCACCCCUACUGUCACCCUUAAGCCGGCACAUCUACAUUUGGUAAAGCCUUGGAAAUUCAUAGGUCCUUGUCAGGCCAUUUUGGGAGGUUUUAGUCAUACCUCUAUACUUAGGGAGGGUAUCUCUAGAUAUAUAUUGACCCUAUUUUAGCGGGGGGGGGGGCUCCUUGCUUUAAAAAAACUCUUUGCAACUGCCAGGCACUGCACCACCCACGUUUGUUAUUAGAGGAAGCGAUGAUGAUAAAGGAAGACCCCCAGCUUAGCACCCCUUGGCUGGGCUCAAGGACACUGAGCAAUCUCCUCUGAUCAUAGGAGCCUGCCCGAUACCAGCAGUAACCCCAGUAACCUGCAAUGCCCCUAAGAAAGGCCACCAGCUCUGGGACGUCUUCCCCUCUGCCUGUCGCAAGCCAGGCUUCCUCAACCUCGGCCCUCAAGAUGCUUUGAGACUUCAAUUCCCAUCAUCCCUGACCACUGGUCCUGCUAGCUAGGGAUGAUGGGGGUUGUAGGCCAAAAACACCUGGAGGACCGAGGUUGAGGAAGCCCGCUUUAAGUUGUUGGCUGAGCUCCAUUCUCUACACAGGUGCACCAGGUAGCCCAGCGAUACGGGCUGCGGAUUCACAUGGAUGGCGCCAGGGUGCUUAACGCUGCCGUGGCCUUGGGAGUGCCGCCGGCUCAUAUCUCGCAGCACUGCAACUCCAUCUCCCUGUGCCUCUCGAAGGUAGGUGGUUUCUGCUGUGGCUCUGAACAGGGUGGAUUUCGGGGAAGAGUGCAACCGCAGUACCUGCGAGGCUCACCUAACCGUGGGGACUUAGGAAGCUGAGCCAGACCGCUGCCCCAUCCAGCUAAGUAUUGCCUACACGGACUGGCAGCGGCUCCCCAGGAUUCCAAAAAGGGGCCCCUCCCAGCCUUACCUGGGGACUGAGCCGGAGACCAUCCACCUGCAAAGCAGAACUGCAAUCCUUCCCUGGCAACGUGUUUGAAACCUCUGCAAUCCGUCCUUGGAUUUGCAGCAGAAAUCAGCAGGAUUCAAACAAAGCUAGAUAGAGGCUAGUGGAAGGGGCUGUGCAAGAGCUUCUCCACGCAGAGUCCCCAGAUGGGGGGGCCGAGAGGUUUAGGAUUCUCCAUAGCCUCCACACUGGCUAACCCCAUCUUUUCUCUUUUCGAUGACACAGGGUGUGGGAGCACCAGCCGGGGCACUUCUGGUUGGAAGCGGAGAGCUGAUCGCCGAAGCCUGGCGCGUGCGGAAGCUCCUCGGGGGUGGGAUGCGCCAGGCAGGGGUCCUGGCAGCCGCUGGCCUGGUUGGAUUGAGCCAUGUGGAGGAGACGCUGAAGAGGGAUCAUCACAAUGCCAGACACUUCGCCCAAGGUGCCUGUUCUGUGAGGCCGAGGGAGGGAUUGAUAACGCCUAACCUCUGCUGGGGGGACGCGGGUGGCGCUGUGGAUUAAAUCACAGAGCCUAGGACUUGCCGAUCAGAAGGUCGGUGGUUCGAAUCCCCGCGACGGGGUGAGCUCCCGUUGCUCGGUCCCUGUUCCUGCCAACCUAGCAGUUUGAAAGCACGUCAAAGUGCAAGUAGAUAAAUAGGUACCACUCAGGCGGGAAGGUAAACGGCGUUUCCAUGUGCUGCUCUGGUUCGCCAGAAGUGGCUUAGUCAUGCUGGCCACAUGUCUGCGGACAAACGCCGGCUCCCUUGGCUUAUAGAGCGAAAUGAGCGCUGCAACCCCAGAGUCAUCCGCCACCAGGCCUAAUGGUCAGGAGUACCUUUACCUUUACCUUAAACCUCUGCUGGGUGAUCAAGGCUCACCACCCCUUUGCUGACACAUGGUGCCCCCUUGAGCCAAGGCUCUGAGGGUAUAUUUCUCCAGCUCCUCCUAUGCUGGGGUCAGCUUUCAGUUCAGAUUUCAGCAGGCCAGCCCUCCCUGUUACUGGGUGAGGAUCUCUCCCUAUUCCCUAUACACCCACCCAUUUAUCCUGUCGUUUGAUAACUUAUCCCCGCUCGCCAUUUUAAACCUCAAAGUGUUUUCCCUUUACAGGUGCCUUUGCCCUGGGCUCACCUCUCUGCUCCGUAAACCCCGCCACCGUGGAGACCAACAUCGUCAUGGCAACCGUCUCGGCUCCCGGGCUGACCCCAGCCAAGCUGUGUGAGCUGAUGGAGGCCGUGAGUGAGGAGGAGGUGGCCGCCACAGGCCAAGCCGUCAGCGUGAGGCUCUUCCCGUGGGGCGAGCGUUGCCUGCGCGCCGUCUGGCACUGCGACGUCUCCCUCCGAGACACGCAGCUGGCUGAGGGCAAGUGGCGCUUUGUCCUGGGCAAGUGGGAGCAGCAAAGUGCCGGCGUACCCUGA
Molecule: messenger RNA, 9811 nt
Organism: Podarcis lilfordi (Lilford's wall lizard)
Lineage: Eukaryota; Metazoa; Chordata; Lepidosauria; Squamata; Lacertidae
Source: the annotation of a GenBank genome assembly